AUGAAGAACAGCUCGGUCAUGUUACAGUUUCACAGGAAGGGGGCGCUGUUCUCCUACUUUCUGCAGGCUGAGACGUCUGCACAGCUUCUAAAUGCUGCUGAUCUUCACCUCGCCAUCAGUAAGACGAGCGCCAAAGUGUUCGUUGACUGCAAGAUGGUGUCUGAGAAGACCGUCAACGCAGCAGGAAACAUCAGCACGGAUGGGCUGGAGGUUCUUGGUAGGAUGGUCCGCUCCCGAGGGAACAAGGACAACUCUGCACCGUUUCAGCUCCAGAACUUUGAUAUCGUCUGCAGCACCUCGUGGGCCAACAGAGACAAGUGCUGUGAACUCCCCAGUCUGAGGAAGGAGGUAGACUGCCCGGCCUUGCCUAAAGCCUGCACCUGCACCCAGGACAGCAAAGGCCCCGCAGGCCCUGCUGGACCACCAGGAGGCCCAGGAAUCAGAGGAGCCAGAGGAGAACGUGGAGAGCCAGGCCCUGUGUUUCUCAGAGUAAAAACAUCCAUCAUGCUCGUGUUCAUCCUCGUCUUAAAGAGACAGAGCCGAUAUAACUCUGCCUGUCUGCAGCUGUGA
Molecule: messenger RNA, 570 nt
Organism: Neolamprologus brichardi
Lineage: Eukaryota; Metazoa; Chordata; Actinopteri; Cichliformes; Cichlidae
Source: RefSeq, a predicted model, not a curated record